UAAUUAGUUGGGAUAAUUGAGGGCUUUUACUGAUCCGGCUAAACACCACAAAGUAAAACAAAAAGCUGAUUACUGUUUAUUGCUCGUUCGUCCACACUAUUCAUUACAGCGUUAUUCCGCUUGUCAAAUAUCCACCUGCGACUGCACACUUGUGUAAGUCUUUUCAUUUUUAAUCGCGCAGUGACUGAGACACCGUUACUUAAGCAGAGCGCCGGUCCUCCUGACAAACAUCUGGAUCAUCAUACCUUGGAAACAUUCAUUGUGGCGCUUAACAAACUAAUCUUUCCACCUAUAAUGUUGAUUAUUUUGGCGGGGGCGUGAACUGUUUGGGAACUUGGAAGAGGAAAAGAGGUGGAGAGCAAGUUUCAGGCCCACAGUCGAGAUAGGAUUUCUUCACCUCUUGGUCAUAAAUAUUUCAGACUGGGAGGCCAUGGCUCAACUGGAGAGAGCCACAGUAGAAGAGGAUGUGUCCUGGUGGACAGCGGAGCCAAAGAAGGAGAGCUGAGGACGUAAAGAGGUCGGUGCAACAUGGAGGAGGUGGUGAGGAAACGGCCAGUGAUCUCUGCCAGAGAAAGAGGCCCGGGCCCGGGACGCUACGCUCUGCCCCCUACAGUUGGGUUCAUCAACCAUGACUUCACCAAGCCCAGCAGCCCCGCCUACUCCUUCCGCAGCCGCACCAGCAGUGCCAUGGUUUCAGGGGGCUCCAGCCCUGGACCGAGGUACUUUGUUCACGCCAAGCUUACCCGGUUUGGACAGAUGGAGACUCCUUCGUACUCCAUGUCAGGCAGAGGAAGACACGUCGCAAAUAAAGACGUGCUGUUCCAGACUCCAGGACCGGGGGCCUACAACCCAGAGAGGGCGCCCCCUGUCAACAGUCAGCGCCGGACUCCGUCCUACACCAUCGGCCCCCGAACAAGAUACCGAUCUGUUGACCCCGUACCAGCGCCCAACAGCUACAGUCUUCCCAAUCUCCUGGGUAGCCAGGUUCCCAACAAACCCUCCAGUGCCAGUUACAGCUUCUCAGGCCGGAGGGGGGUCGGCGGUCCCACUGAAGAUCUCGCCAAAACUCCUGGACCAGGACAAUACAGCAGCACAAACCCCGACAUCUACCGACAGCGCCAGCCCUCGUUCACCAUGCAGAGCCGGACUAAGAGGCCGCUUUAUUCCUCUGCUAUUCCAGGGCCAGGAACAUACAGCCCAGAAAAGAUUCAUACACACCUCCCCAAACCUCCAUCUUUCAGCAUGGGAAUCAGACACUCGGAGUAUAUUACCCCACUUGUUGUCAGUGUGCUUGAUUAAAAAUACUGAGAACCCACUUCAUUUCCAUUUAUCAGUUUCC
Messenger RNA from Oryzias melastigma (Indian medaka), 1339 nucleotides. RefSeq names its product outer dense fiber of sperm tails 3-like 2a (gene odf3l2a). The transcript is spliced from 5 exons. Lineage: Eukaryota; Metazoa; Chordata; Actinopteri; Beloniformes; Adrianichthyidae. The record is from RefSeq and is a predicted model, not a curated record. Bases 529 to 1299 code for a protein of 256 amino acids. Gene Ontology annotation, cellular component: cytoskeleton.